Molecule: messenger RNA, 3343 nt
Organism: Rhipicephalus microplus (southern cattle tick)
Lineage: Eukaryota; Metazoa; Arthropoda; Arachnida; Ixodida; Ixodidae
Cellular component (GO): extracellular region
Molecular function (GO): chitin binding
Source: RefSeq, a predicted model, not a curated record
AUGGAGGAGGCUCCAAAACAACGCCAGACGUUCGGUGCAGCUCAGGACAACCGGAGACCCGCUCUGCCAUCGCUUCCACCUCCUCCUCCGCCACCACCGCCACCUGCGCCAACAGCGUCUCCUCCUACGGCGUCGACUUUCGGCACCACCCGCGUCCACUUCUCCUUCCCAUCCGAACCCGCCAUCUUCGGCAACAACAGCCUUGCAAAUAGGGGCGACUUCCAGUUCGAGACGUCUCACGGUCAGGACUCCUCGUCUGCCCAGAGAGACGGUGACGGCAGAUCUUCUUUCACGAGCGCCGAGCAGAGAACGACACCUGCGGUGAGGAGUCAAGAUCUGCGCCAAUUCCCGACGUUUUCUACAUCACGUGCUCCUGCCUCCGUAACCCCACCUCCACCACGGCAAACUGCGAGCGCUGAAAGAAGUUUCCAGGCAUUCGCGAACCAAAGACAGGCGCCCGUCCCCAACGCGCCUUCUUCGGCGGGCCAAACGCUGCGCUUCAACUUCAGGCAAUCCAGUGGUCAAGAGAGAACGAACCCGCCACCACCACCACCAUCCAGAUCAUUUCAGACGCCAAUCACAAGCUCUUUCGUCACUUACUUCACUAAUUCAGAUUCGAGGGAUUCACAGAAAUCUGCACCACUGACGGAGACUCGGGACAGGCAACAAACUGAACCACGUCUGAACUUCCGCAGCGGCAGCUUCCGAACGACACCGCCACGCCCACCUCCCCAAAGGCCAACAUCGACAUCCACCUUCCAGGGACCGCCAUCUUCGCAGACGCCGCGUGCAGCCUCGAGGAACAACUUCGAAGACAAUAACGACAGGUCACGCGAGUUCUCGUCACCGAACUCUAGAGGUCAAUCAGUCUCCCAGAAGCAAUUUUCAAACAACCAGGCCCUGAACAAUUUCCAGGCAAACCAAAGGUCUCAAAACGACUUUUCCUCAAGCUCCAGGCCGUCAAACAGUUUUGAUAGCAAUGUCAAGGACCAGAACAGAGCUCAAGGAAACUCAAGAGUUCAGGAUGUCAGGUUUCAGAGCUUCGGCAACAGCCAGAACAACUUCCAGUCAAACGGCAGACCACUUUACACAAGCAACCAGCCGAGCACACAGGCACCGGCACAGCGCUCCCAGACUGGUUUCCCCGUAACCCAGAGGCCUCCUGUCUCGUUUCAAGGAAAUCAGAGAGACAAUAACGCCUUCACAAACAGCCCCCAGCAGAGAACCCAGAACAACUUCGCAGGAGCAGACCAGUCGCCACGUGACAGAAUUCAGACAAGUCAGCGCCUCCAGGAGGCUCCCCGUGGAAGACCGCAGAACAGCUUUCAGAACGUGCCUCCGCCACGUCCGCAGUCACCAUCGAUCUCCCCGCCGGCUGUUAGGAACCCGGCACCGCAGAACAACGGCAACGCGAAUCCGCAGGACAACCUAGAACCGUUCCGCAAUGACUUUCAGAUAGCGCUGAGGCAGCGAGCGUUCUCAGCAACGACAGCUUCGCCUGUGGACAACAACGACGCCGGAGGGAGGACAACGACCAGGCAGAGCUUCCAGUCGCCAUCGCAGGCCGACAACGGGGCAACGAAGAGAAAGAUCAACAGGGUCGUCUUCAUCCCCGGAAACUUCGGUGUGACCCCCACGCGGAGGCCAGACCCGUACCGAUCCAAGCUUCCAGGACUAGCCGGCUCUGACUAUCCCACGUACAGUGAGGUUCCAUUCACGAACUUCAAGUGCUCCGAGCAAAACACUGCAGGGAUGUUCGCUGACGUUGAAGCUGGCUGCCAGGUCUUCCACUCGUGCGACAACAACAACCGCCAGAAGAGCUUCCUUUGUCCCAACGGAACCAUCUUCAAACAGGAGCUUUUCACGUGCGACUGGUGGUACAACGUGGACUGCGACUCGUCGCCCAAUUUCUUCCACCUGAACGCAGACAUGUACACCACUCGGAGGCCCAAGCCACAGGACAGUCAGGACGACGUGAACGGCCAAUCCGACUCCGGUCGGAGCCGGUCCUUCUAGCUUUAGGCAUUGCCAUUGUCAUUGUGUAUUCACCUCCAUUUGCAAAACACACAGAGAGAACAACGACAAGAAAACGUAGGUCGGGAACACUUGAUGAGCACACGAAUGUCUUCCCGAAGCGACGAAAUAUAGCCAAGGCACGCGCAAUCAAGCACACAUGGUAGAGCGCGUGUGUAGAAGGUCAAAUCACUUCAUCACUUCAUGGACAGGGAAUCAUCACGCAGUUAUCGGAGCAGACUCGGCGAAGACACUGCGCGGCCCAGUUAUCAAAACUUCGGUGUCCGACGACUAAGAGUUUGCUAUCAGUAGUUGUGCAAUACUCAUUACAGUACAUUGUCCAAUAAGGCAUCUUAAGCCACCUUUCGGUUGUAUAUACAAGUUACGCGAAUUAGGAAGGCGAAUAAAGAGAUCCCGUUGGAAAUAACGUAGAUCAUGCCAGCGCAUCCACGGUAUAGUCUCUACGGAACACACAUGGUAUCCAAGUACGAUUGCCAGUGGUUGAUUGUGCAUACACUGAGGCAAGACAAAGAGUAAAGAGAUCACGAUACUUUUGACAGUGUGUAUGCCGCAAAAUAAGCGGAAAUCUGAAACAAUGAUAGAGGGCUUGCAAAUUAUUAGCACAAUGAUGCGCUCCGUUUACUAGCUGAGGCAGUUGGGCAUCAACCAUGAACACAUGUCUGCAGUCCAAGGCACAAAUAUAUACGAGCCACAGAAGGCGCGAAAGACGGGAGAGCCUCAGUUUCUUCUUUGCUAAGCAGUGCAGUUGUAAAUGAACAAGGUCGUAUAGUUUGCGCUUUCUAUGUGCGACGGCUGACCACAAUAUAAAUGCAACACCAUUUCAUUUUGAGGGUUAGGGCAUAAAAAAAAAAUCGAGAUUUCUUUAUUUUGCAGAUUCUGUGUUCGUAAACUGUAACUCUACGAUGUCACCUUUAUUAAGGCGGCGCAAAGGUUUACAUGCAUUAACAUGACUAUACACAUACACUGUAUAUAACGAUAUAGUGAUAAGGGAAAUAGAAUAUUACAAACACAAUAUUGUUGCAUGGGUGUGGCGGCACCACAAUGUAGUGAUCCUACAGUCUAAAGGAUGUGCGCGAACAAGUGAUUUUUGUUUUCCUACUUCGGCAUCAUCGUAGUGGUUCAACGUUUGUUCGCCGCUGGUGCGAGAUAUCACACGUACAACGGAACACAGAGUCACACAGUUUAUACAGACAAACGGGGAAAAUCAUGUCCACAGGUCGUGCGCUUCGAAACGAAGCUCUAUAUCUGUAAAGCAAGCAGCACGCUUGGAACUUCAAUAAACAUCUGUCAUUUUGUUUGUUCGUUGAAA